Molecule: messenger RNA, 2347 nt
Organism: Theileria parva strain Muguga
Lineage: Eukaryota; Apicomplexa; Aconoidasida; Piroplasmida; Theileriidae
Exons: 1
Coding region: 327-2333 (668 amino acids)
Source: RefSeq, a predicted model, not a curated record
GGGAAAUGCAUUUCUUUAAAAAACCGCCAAUUCCAAGAAUCUUGUUAUUUUAUUAUUUUAACUUAGUCAAAAUAGUGAUAAGAGUGUGUUGAAGGAAUUCUUAUGUUAACUGUCGUGUAGUAAUGGUGUGGAUGUGUAAAAUGAAAAGAGCUUAUUUGAUAAAUUUUUUCAAAAUGUUUUUUUAAAAUUUUAUUUUUAAUCAAUACAUUUUAAUAUUUUUGGGAUUCCUUUAAAUAAUGUUUAUUAACACAUUGUUUUUUUAUCAUUAAUGUUUUAUUAUCCACCACUUCAAUAUAGAAGAUAGCCGUUAAAUUUCUUGAAUAAUAAUGGUUGGUGAGAGAGUUUAUAAGAAUAAUCUUUCGAAUUCCCCGAGUGGUGGGAUGAAUCCUCUUCUGGAUGACGAGUCUAGCUCGACACUUCUGUGUGACUGGUUUGACCUGAAUUCUGACAAUUUGUGCUACACAAAGAGCGCAAAUUCACGAUCCCAGACCAAUUACUCAGAUCCCGACACAACGCCGAGGGAAUACUCAACACUCUCAUCCACUAGUCCUACCAUCCAAACCAAUACUAACGAUUAUAACCAUGAAUUAGAAGACACCCAGCCUUAUAACCAGUAUGACUACGGAACUGUGGGACUAAGUGGAGAAUUUGACGUUAACGCUAACCAUUUUGUCCACUCUCUCACUGACGUGAACACUUAUACAGGAUCCAUUGAUGGCAUCACUAGUUACGAGGGAGUUAGCACAGUAAACAGAUACGCAGGAGAUGGAAUUAGAACACCAGGAACAUCGGCAUAUAACAGAUUAAACAGUGAAAUAGUUGAAACAAGCACAAUAAUUUCUGACGGAAUAACUGAGGAACCAGUUGAGACCGCACGUAACUUCUUCUACACUCCCACUCCUCCAAUUGACAUUCAUUCUGAGAGUUAUAACUUAAUGAACAACUUCUUUAAAACAGUGACGUCAAAGAAUGUGAGUGAGUCUGUGGAAGAUUGGGGAAUUGACAGGUCAAUUUACACCAUUUACUCAAGGUCCGGGUUCUUUGCCGACUGCUAUAACGCAGAUAAACUCAACUGUAAGGAGUAUUUGAGUAGUUGGGGCAUGGAAUCGUUUGCAGAGUGCAGAAUUCCACUGAUUUUCUGCAUAAUUCUCACUGAUAAGGAAGUUCGUAGGAACGAAGUACAGUCUUCAAUUGUCCCCUUAGCAAUUAAUCUCCUGGAUCGUUACAUGUCCAGGAAUAAAAACUCUUUGAAUAAGUUGUUCAAAUUUGUUCUUGAUAGGGUGAGAUUUUCAAGCUCAGAUGACAGUUCUCUCUACCUAUUAACUGAUAUAGUCAAUCCCUUAAGUUACAACACCGCCAGGUCCAGUGUUAGUAACGGAGAUAGCCUGAAUAACAGUUCUAGAACAAGCUUGGAAUCUGAAGAAGUUUCUUCUCAAGAUCAAUCUCAUUUUCUUAUGGAUUCAUUUCAUUUCUACACCAUUGAUUGUUCCAACUCUUUUGAUAACAGUGCUAAUCGUAGGGACUAUAAUUUUAAUCAUAUGGAUUCUAAUGUUAAUGAUAUUUUUAAUAACAAUGCGACGAAUAAUGCUAAUAAUGAUCUAGAUGAUAUAAAUAAUAGCAUUGAUAGUGUAAGGAUAAAUUCUGAAAUUGUUUAUAAUUUGAUAUCUGCAGCCUGUUACUUUAUUGCAGAUCGUUAUAAUGGGCUCGCGAAUGUAUCAGUUCGAGUUCUUUUGAUGCAGUGGGUAUCAAUAUCGAAGCUUUUUACCAGAACUCGAUGUGCAUCAUUUUAUAUUGCACGGAAUAAAAACGUAUCACUCUCCGUGAUUAUGUCAAUAAUGUUUGACAUUUUGAGGACUCUGGACUACGUCAUCACCACUCCAUUCGUAUCGUACAUGACUCAGGCGUUGAUUAUAGCAUCCUUCGAUCUUCCGUAUCCACAGAACCCAUCGCAGCUCAAUAUUUACCAGAAAACCGCCUCAAUUCUGGCUAGAGUGGCCCUCAUCGAUGACACAUUCCACAGGUUUGCUGCAUCAAUAAUAACACUCUCAAUCUAUGCUCUGGUACGAAAAUUGGCCACACAUGAUAAGGUCAUUGCAGAUGAUUCAAUGACAUGGCUAAUAGUGGAUCAGUCGAACCCAGAGAUCAGUAAUUGUAUGAACUUGCUGACUAGUACCCUAUCACAGUUUGUGAACACUGAGUUGCUCGACGUGCUCGCACAGCCAGUCAAGGUGAAAAACAAAAAUGAAGAAUUCUUCACGUGCAUACUGCAGUCGGACUCAAGAAAUAUCAGUCUCGACACUAUAAAGUGGAUUUCAAAUUUACUCUCAAAUUAAUUUUAUACUCGCCA